This is a messenger RNA of Exaiptasia diaphana, 4469 nucleotides long. RefSeq names its product piwi-like protein Ago3. The coding region runs from base 228 to 1682 and encodes 484 amino acids. Gene Ontology annotation, biological process: regulatory ncRNA-mediated gene silencing. The record is from RefSeq and is a predicted model, not a curated record. Gene Ontology annotation, molecular function: piRNA binding; protein binding. NCBI's taxonomy places the organism in Eukaryota, Metazoa, Cnidaria, Anthozoa, Actiniaria, Aiptasiidae. Gene Ontology annotation, cellular component: P granule. The transcript is spliced from 10 exons.
GGGGCGGCGUCUAUUAAUAUUUUGAGCUUUAAGUGCGGUGUCUAUUUGAGGGUGGCGUCUAUUCGGGUGCGGUGUCUAUUCGAGUAAAUGCAGUAUUGCAAGAUUCGAUGUAAAAACUGACAGAUGGGAAUGAAUUGGCGAAUGAUCAGGAAUGGAUUUGAACUCACCUCAUUGUCCAUAAUUAUACGAAUAGUUUAAAACAAGAUGGUAUUGAAUACUGGCUGAUCAUGUUCAUUAAUAUUCAUGUAUUCAUCUUAUCUAGGAAAGCAUACAAUAUUGAAAUAAAGGAUCAUGGUCAACCCCUCUUGGUUCACAGACCUAAGAAAAAGGAUAACGAACAAGGAGGAAGAAGGGGUAGGCAAAGUCUUGAAAUCAUCUGUCUUAUCCCAGAACUGUGUAGUAUGACUGGUCUUACAGACACUAUUAGGUCUGACUUUAGAGUCAUGAAGGACAUAGCAGCUCACACAAGAGUUGGCCCAAUGCAGAGGCUAGAUGCCAUGAAGAAAUUCAUGCAAAAUAUCAAUUCAACCCCAGAAGCAUUGGAACAACUGUCCAACUGGGGCUUACGACUAGACCAGAAUGCAUUGCAGACUGAAGGCAGACACUUCCAACCAGAGCAAAUCCGAUUCCUCAACUCAAGCUGUUCAGCUGGUAAUGAAGCUGACUGGGGUCGAGAAGCCACAAGACAAAAGGUCAUUUCUGCAGUUGACCUGCAUUCUUGGAUGGUCCUUUUCUGCAAAAAGGAUCAGAGCAAAGCAUUGGAAUUCAUAAGUAUGAUGAAACAGGUGACUCCCUCCCUGGGUAUAAGAGUCUCUGACCCGACCAUGGUCGAGGUCAGAGAUGACCGAACUGAGACUUAUCUCAGGAACAUCAGGGAAAACUUACAUCCAAGGAUACAAAUGGUGGUCAUCAUCUUUCCGACGUCACGAGAUGAUCGAUAUGCUGCUGUCAAGAAGCUUUGCUGCGUGGAAAGCCCAGUGCCAUCUCAGGUUAUCAAUGCCAGGACAAUAUCCCAGCAGAACAAGUUGCGAAGUGUCACUCAGAAGAUUGCGUUACAGAUUAAUGUCAAGCUUGGAGGAACCUUGUGGGGUGUUGAUAUCCCAUCUGUAAGUGGGCCUGCUGUCACUCACCCAUUCACUUUCUUGUCAGUUAAUAACACCCUACCACAGCGUAUCGUUGUGUUCCGUGAUGGUGUUGGAGAUGGUCAACUGAAGAUAGUUGCAGGCUAUGAAGUAGAGCAGCUGUCAGAGUGUUUUGCUCUAUUUGGAGAGGCCUAUGUACCCAAGAUGACUGUCAUUGUGGUACAGAAGAGAAUCAACACCAGAUUAUUCCUUUCUGAGGGACGAGGUCCUCAGUCAAGACUUGCAAACCCUGGUCCAGGCACAGUACUUGACCAUACCAUUACCAGGAAGGAUUGGUAUGAUUUCUUCCUGGUYAGUCAGCAYGUACGACAGGGUACAGUCACACCCACUCACUACGUCGUUGUCCAUGACACCUCAAAGUGGAAACCAGACAUCGUCCAGAAGUUGACGUACAAGUUAACUCAUCUUUAUUACAACUGGCCUGGUACUGUCAGCGUUCCUGCGCCAUGCCAGUAUGCGCACAAGUUGGCCUUCCAAGUUGGACAAUCGAUUCAUGCCGAGCCAUCGCAUGAUCUGUCCGACAGACUGUUCUUCUUGUAAACUACAUCUCUUACAUUGGAGUGGUUCUCGUUUGGCUUCGUACAUUCAGGUCUAUACCGCAAUGUCAGCAUCAAAUAUCUAUUAUCACACGCAAGAAAUAUGUUCAAAAUUUUAUCUUUUAAUUCGAGAUGGCUGUUGCCAUUUUUCAUGUUAAGCCAAUAUGGCGAUGUUACUGUUGAGAUACAUACCCUGGGAACUUUCUAUAGAGUACAAACAAUAAAAGUCUUGAGGCACUGAAGUAUUUAGUGAUGAAAGUGCUGAAGAUUUCUCUCGUAAACCCGUGAAAUAGAUUGAAGUCAGAAAGCCGUGAAAUAGAUAUUUGACACUCUAAUACACAAAAUGGUGGAACUAGCGGUAAACUAGUGUGAGCUGCGUCGGUGUUUCUAAAGAAACAGUUGUGCAAAAAGAUUGAUUUAACAUAAUAAAAAUAGGAGAAACAACUUAAUGACUUUGGACGUUAAUCUUUCGCUCUUUACUCCGACGAAGUAUUAACGUCGGAAACCUCAGUAAGUUGUUUCUAGUCCUAUUUUUUUACGGUGUCAAAUUUAUCUUUCUACACAACUAUUACGCUAAUACCUAUUAGUUCGCUCUAAUUGCAUUGUUUUCUUUUGUGUAUUUUUGACUAUCACACUUUAAUAGUAGUUUUCGUUUCACGGGUUGUUGAGUUUUCUCUGAAUUAAGUAAAAAAACUUGCAAUAGAUAUUAGAGUAAUACACCUUAGUACGCUCUAAUUGCAUUGUUUCCUUUUGUGUCUAUUCGACUUUAACACUUUAAUAGUCAAAUUUUGUUUCACGGGUUGAGUUUUUCUCUAUAAUUCUCCUACCACACUUCAUUUCUUUUUAUUUUACGUAUCUUUUCGGUGCAUCGCACAUUAUUACACUUUUUGUUUCACUGGUUUACCACUGAAUUUAAGUACUAAUAUGUGCUAAAGUGGACCUCAAGCAAGACGGUUUUGAAUGCUUCAUUUGUAUCAAUUCGAAUUAAUUUGCGUAUCGCAUGCACGAUUACUAAAUACGACUAAAUAGCACUAUUUAGUUUAUGCAGUGCGAUCACUCUAAAUUUUGCACUAAAUAUGAUGCCCUCUUUUAGUGUUUGUAUUCUAUAGAAACGUGUGCUAUAUCGGUAGAAGGGUCAAUAUUUUGMUUUGAUCGGAAGUUAACUUAUCGGGGACGUUAUCAUCGGAUGACGUCAGAUGUAAGUUAAAUUACGUUUUACUUAAUAUCGAUGGAUGACGUCAUGACGUCAGUUGCUAGCACAAAGUUCUUGAAAUACCUAUGUUUAAUGUUAUGGCGUAAGGCGGUGACGUCAAAACCCAGUGUCGUCAUAGUUGUAUGUUGUUAUACCAAUGUAGAAGAUACCGCUAUUUAAGUAUGAAUCAAGAAGUCGAAAUAAGCCUUCCAUAUUGUUGUUAUUCCCACAAUAUUUGCUACAGUUUAUGACUCAAAUGACGCUGUUCUGGCUGAUGUGUUUUUACUGCGUUUUCUGUUGGUCAAGCGAAUGAUAUCAACGCCAAAAACGUUAGACCCGAUUCAUACGUCGUACUUUCUGCCUAACCAGUUGCCAUUUUGUCGGCUUGGCGUUCGUUAAUACGUCGAUGCAAAUAUUGUAAAAAGCAUAAAAAUGGUCCGAUUACAUGCAGGAGAGUGAUCGCACUUAAACCGUGCAACUGUACAAAAUCAUUCUUCUAUGUAUUUGUCGGCACAAAGAUAGCUCGAUCUUUGAAUCAGCAUGGAGCUUUUGCCGUGCAGCACGACUGGCGCUAUAUUCGCACAGUUGUCCCGAAUUUGACUUAUUCAGACGUCGAGCUAUUCAUGURCUCAAUUUAAACUGGUUCRGCGCGACGAUAGCAUGACGUUUGAACCGGGCCUUACGUAAAGACAUUGCUGUGGAUCAUACCUUUGACAUUAAGAUAAACGUAAGGUCGCAGCCAAGGCCUGGAAUACGUUCGCAGGAUCGACAUAAGCGUAAAAAUAGUCAGAAGCGAUAAAAAUGUUCUUACGCUUGUGGUUGUUUCUAUGUCGUCCUUACGUCGCUCUUGAGGGCAAGUCCUUGUUCGCAAAGCGUCUAUUGAGCUUUUUUCAGUUCAAUGUCAGCGACCGCUGUUAUAGUAGACAAACUGACUUGCGUAGAGAACAAAAGAAGAAGAAAGAAAACGAAAAAAUGUUGACAUUACAAUAGCUCUUGAAAUUUGAACUUCUCCGAUUUGAGGCUAAGAUUGUAUUCCACAAGACCUGGAGUUUGAGCCUUCUUGGAAUAGAGACUUAUUUUCAAAUAGGAGAAAAUGGAAAUUUGUGGGGCUAUUGUAAUGACAACAUUUUUUCUUGCUUUGGUUUUUGGUGAGGUCUCUAUGCAUGAGAGACUAAUACCAACUAAAACAGCGGUUGCUCGCAUUGAACGGGAAAAAGGCGUAUUGAUCGCUUUCGACCAUCCCCGUGAGAUUUAAAAAAUAAAUAAAUGGCGUCCAUGUUGGUUGAAUGAAUAGAUACUAGUGAGAAAUCGUUUGUUGAAGUUAAACCAAGAUGGCCGUUGUGACGUAACUUGAAAACGAAACAUUGUGGACGCGGACUCGACUCUUGUCUUUGUACUUUCAUCUGUAGUGUUUGGACGUAUUGAUAGAAAAUGUGAGUUUUUAAACAUUCUAACUAAUCCAUUCGAGAAAAUACCAAUUAUAUGAGAUGUAACAAUCUUGUUUUUUAUAACUAACUGUUUAUCAUUAUACUAACGAAAAAAAUACUGAAGUGGUGGGUUGAUGGAACGUAUUUUAUGAUUAAAGUUAACUGAGCGAUA